GAUGCACGCGCUACUAGCCAGCUUGGUUCAGUGGAGUUCUGUCUCUGACGAUUCGAUUCCAAUACCGCGACGGCUCCGAAAUGGAGAGCGACUGCCAGUUCCUGCUGGCGCCGCCGCCGCGCAUGUACGCCGCGGCGGGGGACGACGGCCAGUUCCUUCAGCAGCAUCAGCUGAACGGCGGCGGCGCCGGGGAGAGGAAGCGGCGGUUCACGGAGGAGCAGGUGCGGUCGCUGGAGAGCACGUUCCACACGCGGCGCGCCAAGCUGGAGCCCCGGGAGAAGGCGGAGCUGGCGCGCCAGCUGGGGCUGCAGCCGCGCCAGGUGGCCAUCUGGUUCCAGAACAAGCGCGCCCGGUGGCGCUCCAAGCAGCUGGAGCAGGACUUCGCCGAGCUGCGCGGCCAUUACGACGCCCUCCGCGCUCGCGUCGAGUCGCUCAAGCAGGAAAAGCUCACUCUCGCCGCGCAGCUGGAAGAGCUGAAGAAGAAGCUGAACGAGCGGCAGGACCAGAGCGCCAGCUGCGGCGGCUCUUGCGCCGUCGCCGACGUGGACGACAAGAGAAACAACGUUAGCAGCUGCGUCAUGAAGGCGAAGGAUGAGAGCGUGGCGCCGGCGACAGACGUCUCGGACGGCUCAACUCCGGGCUGGUACGAGUAUGACGACCACCUGGCGUACGGGGUUGACCUGCACGAGCCGUUCUGCGCCACUCCGGAGCUGUGGGAGACGUCAUGGCCGCUGGUGGAGUGGAACGCAGUGGCAUGAACCAACGUUGCAUACACUACAUCUGUGUACGUCGAUGCUGUUGCUAGCUUGUCUAGCUGGUUGAUCCGGACUAUGUAGAUCAGGUCGAUCGGGCCGUCAGGUAGAAUCGUAGAACAGAUAGGUAGUAGGGAUCCCACAUGCAAGCAGCCAUGAAAUCUGAUGCGAGAAAUCCUCCCGCCGACCGGCCGACGAUCUGCUCCGUCGACUCUGGGAUUCAUGUCCGUGAAAAUGGCUUAAGAGUCACGCGAACCGUGUCUGGCGGCUGUCACUCAUGUGAUUCCUGUGGCGUCGUCGCCGACGAAAGAGAACCACUGUUACCUAUAGAGAACGUGUUUCACCA
Messenger RNA from Aegilops tauschii subsp. strangulata, 1098 nucleotides. RefSeq names its product homeobox-leucine zipper protein HOX24. The record is from RefSeq and is a predicted model, not a curated record. Gene Ontology annotation, molecular function: sequence-specific DNA binding; DNA-binding transcription factor activity, RNA polymerase II-specific. Gene Ontology annotation, cellular component: nucleus. Gene Ontology annotation, biological process: positive regulation of DNA-templated transcription. Lineage: Eukaryota; Viridiplantae; Streptophyta; Magnoliopsida; Poales; Poaceae.